ACAGCGAUGGAAGAACAGCAGUGAGCAAUGAGCUCUCCAGUCUGCUGCACCUGCACCACCUUCUGACGUCGCAGCUGCCGCAUGGCCACGGACGGGGAGGAUGGACACCAAGGGAGGCGAGGAUGGAGCGGCCAUGUUGAGUGAAUGAAUGAAUGAAUGAAUCAGUGAUUUCAUGUUUGCAGGUUCGGUCCGUGAUGGAGUCGUCCCACCUCCUGGCCGCCGCUAAGAAGCGCGUGAAGAUCCACCCUCACACGGUCACCGCCAAGUACGCCACACACGCCCCCUACUCCCCGCAGCCUGGAGGCCACACCCACUUCCCCCAGCCCGGGGACGAAGGCUACGACGACGCCCCGUCUUUCGAGGACUUCGGCUCCUUCCUGGAGGAGACCUCGGACCGGAAGCCGCUGACGGAGGCCAAGCCGUGGCCCCUGAGUCUGUUCGGGUCCAGGGACAAGGAGAAGGGCGCCGCCCCGAGACCCCAGGCGGACUGCGGCGGCGAAGCCGCAGCCAAGGUGGCGAAGGCCUCCGGGAAAGGAGUCGGGGAGCAGCUGGCCAGUUUUGGGGAGGCGUCCGUGUCCGCGUCCCGGCUCACCUGGGUCGGAGUUCUGGGGGCGGCGCUGGCUAACGGCUGCGUGAUUAUUCUGACUCGUGUGGCGUCGGAGCGGCUGGGCUUGGGCGCCAUCUUCCUUCUCUUGGCGCGCUGCGUGGUGCAGCUGCUGGCCGUGGUGGUGCCGCUCCACCGGGGGGAGAACCCCUUCGGACCGGAAGGCUACCGUCUGCGUCUGCUGGGUUACGGCGUGGCCUACUCCCUCUCGCUCUGCUGCGCCUACUCCUCGCUGACCUUCGCCAACCCGUACACCGCCACCACCACCUGGCGCCUGGCGACCACGGCGCUGUCGGCCGCCCUCGCCUUCCUGCUGCUGGAGGAGCGUCUGGGCCUGGCGGACGGCAUCACCUUAGGGGCGGGACUGUGCGGCUUGGGGGUUCUGCUACUUCCGGCUGCGGAUGAGAGCAACUACGACUCCCCGACUGACCCAGUGGUGUUCUGGAGGGGGGCCUUCGGGUGGUCGCUGGCCGCCCUCGCCGGGCUGUGGAUGGCCCUGGCCCUGGUUGGGUACCGCUCCCUGAAGGAGCGAGUGGGCGUGGCCACGGCUCUGUUCACGGUGAGCUGGACUGGCUGCCUGCUGGCCCCGCUGGCGCUGGUUCUGCUCCAGGAGGGCUGGUCUUGGCCCCAGGGAGUCCAAGCCUGGGGCCUGAUCCUGGGCUUGGUGGCCUGCUCGGCCGCCGCCUUCCUGGGGGUGACACACGGCCUGGCCCGCCUCCACCCGGCGCUGGUGUCCGCCUGCCAAAGCGUGGAGGUGCCGCUGGCCACGACGCUGCACCUGGCCUUGCUGCCCUUGGCGCCCACCGCCACCGAGGUGGUGGGGAACGCCAUGGUGAUGCUGAGCGUGGGCUGGUUGGUCGCCACCAAGCUGCUUCCCUCACGCGGCGCCGGGCGGCGCCACCGGGAGGAGUACGAGGAGAUCCUGGACUCGCCCAUUAAAUAAAGACUAAAUACCUCUGCCGAGCACAAAGUUCAUGAACUGAUCGCCAUUUCUUUGUUUCAUGGCCACUUUUACUCGACUUUAUUACCUCUGCCAAGCACAAAGUUCAGUAUCC
This is a messenger RNA of Entelurus aequoreus (snake pipefish), 1659 nucleotides long. Its product is annotated as solute carrier family 35 member G2-like. The transcript has 2 exons. Lineage: Eukaryota; Metazoa; Chordata; Actinopteri; Syngnathiformes; Syngnathidae. The record is from RefSeq and is a predicted model, not a curated record. The coding region runs from base 153 to 1547 and encodes 464 amino acids.